Molecule: messenger RNA, 1769 nt
Organism: Sebastes umbrosus (honeycomb rockfish)
Lineage: Eukaryota; Metazoa; Chordata; Actinopteri; Perciformes; Sebastidae
Gene: tnfsf13b
Product: TNF superfamily member 13b
Exons: 6
Coding region: 336-1139 (267 amino acids)
Biological process (GO): immune response
Cellular component (GO): membrane
Molecular function (GO): tumor necrosis factor receptor binding; receptor ligand activity
Source: RefSeq, a predicted model, not a curated record
AGAGAAAGGGGAGAGACGCUUGUCAGGGCUGCUGGUCUGGCAGGAAGCUGUGAGUGUGGUUAGCUGAGCGGAACAGUAGAGGGGAAGCAGUUUUGCCCUUUUUUGUACAGUAUUUGCUCUGCGUAGUCCCUCAGACUUAUCUGGAACCGGCUACUGAAGGACAAAACGAGAGUUAAGGAAGUCAGUGGUGCUUUUGGAUAGGCAUUAAGAUCAAGCUAGAGGCUCUAGAGACAACAUUGAUGACAAGCAAACAUCCACCGUUCUGUCAGAAGAGAGUCAGUGUAGUUGAGGCCUCAGACUAGUCAUGCUGUCAGUGUGAGCUCCCUGGAGAUUAUAUGGGCCCCGCGAUGGCAGUUUUGGCAGGUGUGAAGCCUGGGACUGGACAAAGGACAGGUGAAGGGAGGCUGUCCUGGCCAGUUUUCCUGCUGACAUUAGCUGCUGUCACCUCCUCCUCUCUUUCAGCUUUGUCCCUGUACCAACUGGUGGCUCUCAGAGCUGAGGUAGAGGGACUCAGAUCAGAGGUUUGUCGCAGGAGAGAAGAGGGACGAGAGGCCAAGCAUGCAGGCCAGACUGAGAAUAUCAGUCAGAGAAGCAGCCAAGAGUCCCUGCACCAACCUGGGCACCAACCUGGGUCUCAACCUGCUGUCACCCUGAUGAGGAGGAGAAGAUUGGCCUCAGGAUCGGAGCCAUUGGUUGCUCAGCCUUGCCUGCAGCUGUUGGCAAACAAUAGCAGGAAAACCUUCAGGAAAGAAUACAACUCGGAGCCUCACACGGGUAUCCCCUGGCAGGCUGGGCUGAGGAGAGGCUCUGCCCUGGAGGAGGACGGAGACAGCAUGUUAGUCAGAGAGGAGGGCUUCUACUUUGUGUACAGUCAGGUCUACUACAUGGACAGCACCUUUGCGAUGGGUCACGUGGUGAUCCGGAGGAAGAGGAACGUGGUGGGAGACGAGCCUCAGUAUGUGAUCUUGUUCCGCUGCAUCCAGAAUAUGAACCCUGUGUACCCUUACAACACCUGCUACACAGGAGGUAUUGUGAAGCUUGAGGUCGGUGACCACUUGGAGCUGCUGAUCCCUCGCUCCACAGCCAACGUGUCCCUGUACGGAGACGCCACCUUCCUAGGUGCCGUCAAACUGGCUUAAAGUGCAUCAUCUCAUUCAGGACCCAAGGGACACUGUUGCGAUGGUAAAAAGAGGUGCCAUAAUGGGAGCAAUGAGGCACAGCUCUAGUGACCUCGCCUGACUUUAGGUGAUGUGAAUAUGUGAGGUGAGAAGCAGCCAUUUCUGUACUGGCUGAAUCACAGACUGUGUCUAGCUUUGUUCAGCCUGAGGGGACAUGACGGGGACUAUGAGUUGAUGGCUUAGUCUUUACUCUACUCAAAAUGCAUGCACCUAGCUACAGCUGUAUUAUGUUCAUUUCUACGACACAUCAUGAAAGCAUUUUGUAAAAACUGUCAGGAUCACGCGCUUUUUCUUCAUAUAAUCACCAACACACGGCAAGGUCUGACUUGUGAGAUGUGACUUUGCCUGACUUGUAAGAGAUGUGUAACUUGUGUGUCAUUCUCACACUGUUUUGAUCAAUAAUCUUUCUUCCUGUAAGCAGCAGCAGCAUUUCUGUAAUAGUUCAUCUGCUUUGUUAAUUUAGAUAUCUCACCAUAAACAAGAGUGGCCUGAUUUAUCAUCUGAAUGCAGUAAUUUGAGUUUACCUAACUGAUUGAAAAUUCAGAUGCAAUAAAGUGACAGUUCUUUCACAAGAUAUGACAUCAUCGAGAA